AUGAAUGAGAAACAAAUUCUCGGCGUUGCUGGUAGCAGUAAUGAUGUACACCUUAUGACAUUAGAAUAUUAUAACGAACAUAAAGAUGAACUGAAAGGAGAGAAGGGUGACACCGGACCUCAAGGACCACAAGGAAUACAAGGAAUACAAGGAAUACAAGGACCUCAAGGCGAAAACGGUUUGGAUGGAAAGGAUGGAAAGGAUGGAAAAACUGCUAAAUCAUGGAUAUGGGACCUUAUAAAUACUGGUUUAACAGCUGCUUCAUAUGGAGUUCUUCAAUACCAAAUCGGAAAGAUAUGGGCAGUACUUGGUGAAGAAGUUUUAAAUGACGUUAAAAAUGCUUUGAACUUCAUUUCAAAUGGUUCGGAUACUAUUAAAACUUUAUCUGGUUGGAUGCAAGAAACAAGGAGUCAAAUAGAUACUGUAAGACGUAUAGCAAACAAUGCACGUACGGGAUUGGAUACUUUACGACAAGCACAAAAUACACUAAAGGAAGCAAAUGAUAUUCUUGGCUCAGUAUCAGACAUGCAUGAAGAUUGGCUUAAAGGUAUUGACAAAUCUUUAAAAAAUCACAGUCAGUCUAUUGCUGACUACAAGAAAAGUAUAGAUUUUUUACAUAGUGCUAUGGACGUACAUGAUGGAAGCAUAAGGAACUUACUUAAUGCUAACAAUAA
Molecule: messenger RNA, 674 nt
Organism: Trichomonas vaginalis G3
Lineage: Eukaryota; Parabasalia; Trichomonadida; Trichomonadidae
Product: organellar and viral DNA polymerase type B
Exons: 1
Source: RefSeq, a predicted model, not a curated record